GCGGCCGGGCGGGAAGAUGGCCCUGGCCGCGCCGCCCGCCGGCCGCCCGGACCGGCCGCUGGAGCGCGACGUGCGCGCGCUCCUCCGCCGCGUGGCGGGCCUCCGCGACGAGGCGGACCCCAACUUCCAGCUCGCCGUGAACUUCGCCUGGUCCCACUUCAGAUUUCAUCGUUUCCUUGAUGUUGACAGUCACAAAAUAGAAAAGAUAAUAGAAGGAAUUUAUGAGAAGUUCACUGUUCAUUCUGAUCUAAACAAAGCUGCUAGUUGGAAGAGAUUAACUGAGGAAUUUCUAAAUGCCCCGCUUCCAAGCACUAAAGAAAUAAAGACAGAUGCACACUAUUCCAUCCUGUCCCUUCUUCUGUGUCUGUCCGAUUCUCCUUCCAACAGCAACUAUGUGGAAACUCCAAGAGAUAAAGAAGUGGAAAAGAAAGAUGACUUUGACUGGGGCAAAUAUUUGUUGGAAGGUGAAGAAAUUGACCUUGGUCCAGAUGUAGACACACCGAACUGGUCAGAAGAAAGUGAAGAUGAAGAUGACCAGCAGCCCUUGAGCAGAGAGGACUCUGGGAUUCAGGUGGACAGGACGCCAUUAGAAGAACAAGAUCAAAGCAGAAAACUGGGGUCUCGGGUCAGCUGGAAAGAUGGGUCUGAUGACCGAAGCUGGCUGGAGCAGCAUGUGGUCCGUCAGUACUGGACGUCCAGGCCCUCAACGUUUCCUCAUAGCUUACACUUGCACUCCAAUUUGGCUGCUGUCUGGGACCAGCACUUGUACAGCAGUGAUCCAUUGUAUAUCUCAGAAGAUAGGGUUGUGGUUACUGAGACUCAGGUUAUUCGUGAAACCCUCUGGUUACUUUCAGGAGUCAAAAAGCUCUUCAUAUUUCAGUUGAUAGAUGGGAAAGUUACUGUGAGAAACAAUAUAAUAGUAACUCAUUUGACACAUAACUGCUUGCGGUCCGUGCUGGAGCAGAUUGCUGCAUAUGGCCAGGUGGUGUUUCGGCUGCAGGAGUUUAUUGAUGAAAUCCUGGGGCAUAGCUCUGAGCACAUGGGCCCUGGGAGUGGCCCCGUGCCCAAGAAGCCCACUGACGCCCCCUUUAGAACAUACCAGGCUUUCAUGUGGGCCCUGUACAAAUACUUCAUCAGCUUCAAAGAAGAGCUGGCAGAAAUUGAGAAGUGCAUCAUCAGUAACGAGAUGACGGUAACUCUUGCAAUAGUGGUGGACAAGUUGUCACCUCGACUGGCUCAGCUUCAGGUGCUGCACAGAGUGUUCAGUACUGGCGUUGCCGAAGUUCCACCCAACACCCGAAAUGUCGUCCGGGCGUCACACCUGCUCAACACACUGUACAAGGCCAUUCUCGAGUACGACAGUGUUGGGGAAGCCUCUAAGCAAACUGUCUCGCUGCUGUUCUCUCUCUGGGUGGAGACAGUGAGGCCCUACCUGCAGAUCGUGGAUGAGUGGAUCGUGCAUGGGCAUCUCUGUGACAGCGCCAGGGAGUUCAUCAUCCAGAGGAAUAAGAAUGUUCCGGUAAAUCACAGAGACUUCUGGUAUGCGACAUACACAUUAUACAGCGUCUCUGAAAAAACCGAGAACGAAGAGAAGAUGAGUGAUAAUGCAAGUGCGAGCUCUGGCAGCGAGCAGGGGCCCUCUAGCCGGCAACACACCAUGGUGUCCUUCCUCAAGCCCGCGCUGAAACAGAUCAUCAUGGCCGGCAAGUCCAUGCAACUGCUGAAGAACCUGCAGUGCUCUGAGGGGACCACGUGCCAAGCCACGGCCAGAGAUGCAGAGAGGAAAAGCUUAUACACCCUAUUUCUGGAGUCCGUGCAGUCGCGCCUUCGUCGUAGAGAUGAAUCCGCCGCCCCGGUUCUUGAGGAGCAGCAGACCACCAAGGAGUGCCUGGUCCAGAUGCAGUCCAUCACCCAUAGACAUCUGGAGCUUGAGGAUGUUCAUGACCCACUGCUCGCAAUCAACUUUGCAAGGCUGUAUCUGGAGCAGAGUGACUUUCAGGAGCAGUUCGCUGGUGGACACAUCUCUGUGGACAGGUCGUCAGAAUCCGUCACAUGCCAGACCUUUGAGCUGACGCUGAGGUCUUGCCUCUACCCUCAUAUUGACAGGCAGUAUCUCGAUUGCUGUGGCAACCUCAUGCGGACCCUGAAAAAAGAUUACAGGUUGGUUGAAUACUUGCAGGCCAUGAGAAAUUUUUUCUUAAUGGAAGGUGGUGAUACUAUGUAUGACUUCUACACAUCCAUCUUUGAUAAGAUCCGAGAGGAAACCUGGCAGAAUGUGUCUUUCCUUAACGCCCAACUCCAGGAUGCAGUCGCACAGCGCUACCCAGAAGACAGUGCACGUCUGUCCAUAGCUUUUGAAAAUGUUGACACAGCCAAAAAGAAACUUCCUGUUCAUAUCUUAGAUGGCUUGACCCUCAGCUACAAGGUUCCAUGGCCUGUGGAUAUUGUUAUAAGCCUGGAAUGCCAAAAAAUUUAUAAUCAAGUAUUCCUUCUCUUACUGCAAAUAAAGUGGGCAAAAUACAGUCUGGAUGUUUUGCUAUUUGGAGAAAAGGCUAGUGCUGCCGAGAAACCACAACUCAGAGCAGGGCUCAGCAGUGAGCAGGACACAGCCGCCCCAGGUGGGCCUCGGAAAGAGCCAGUGAGACAGCGGAUCCAUCGUAUGUUCCUCUUACGCGUGAAGCUCAUGCACUUUGUGAACAGCUUACACAACUACAUCAUGACCAGGAUUCUUCACAGUACGGGGCUGGAGUUCCAGCAUCAGGUUGAGGAAGCCAAGGAUUUGGAUCAGCUGAUUAAAAUCCACUACAGAUACCUGUCAACCAUCCAUGACCGGUGUCUGCUGAGAGAGAAGGUCAGCUUUGUGAAGGAGGCCAUCAUGAAGGUGUUGAACUUGGCGCUCAUGUUCGCAGAUGGCUGGCAGGCUGGCCUGGGUAGCUGGCGGAUGGAGUCUAUAGAGAAGAUGGAGUCUGAUUUUAAAAACUGCCAUCUGUUUCUUGUGACCAUCCUGAAUAAAGCCGUCUGUCGAGGAUCCUUUCCCCACUUGGAAUCUCUAGCUCUGUCACUCAUGGCUGGCAUGGAACAGAGUUAAAUAUCUCCCGUGCACUAAAUCACUCAUCGCUCUCCAUGCAUAUCCAUGUCAGCCACAUGCCGGUGAGACAGUAGAAAUCUCUGUCUUUGGGUUCUUUGGCCAAGGCUGUAGCUCAGUGGGGGGGCAUUUGCCCGCGAGUCUGAGACCACACACCACAGAACAAACCUGAUGGAACCUGGGCCUGCUCUCUGGACAGUGGACUCAGAGUUAUUUACUCAGAAGCGUCUCAGAGGGUGUACAGAAACCUGUGUAAAAUUGUAUCAAUAAUGGAAAGUGUAUGUAGGCUAUUUAUAUUUAUAUUUAUAUUUCCUACUGUAAGCUAUAGAUUAUGGUAUUGAUACCUUUGAAUGUAAAUGAUAUAGUUUUGAAAUGUAAUUGUGAUAUUAAAAAUAAAUUAGCACUUUGAAUUCUUCUGUC
Molecule: messenger RNA, 3505 nt
Organism: Sorex fumeus (smoky shrew)
Lineage: Eukaryota; Metazoa; Chordata; Mammalia; Eulipotyphla; Soricidae
Gene: TUBGCP5
Product: tubulin gamma complex component 5
Exons: 23
Coding region: 17-3088 (1023 amino acids)
Biological process (GO): cytoplasmic microtubule organization; mitotic cell cycle; microtubule nucleation
Cellular component (GO): equatorial microtubule organizing center; gamma-tubulin complex; centrosome
Molecular function (GO): gamma-tubulin binding; microtubule minus-end binding
Source: RefSeq, a predicted model, not a curated record